Messenger RNA from Sceloporus undulatus (fence lizard), 1557 nucleotides. RefSeq names its product retinoid isomerohydrolase RPE65 (gene RPE65). The record is from RefSeq and is a predicted model, not a curated record. The transcript has 14 exons. Bases 61 to 1557 code for a protein of 498 amino acids. NCBI's taxonomy places the organism in Eukaryota, Metazoa, Chordata, Lepidosauria, Squamata, Phrynosomatidae. Gene Ontology annotation, molecular function: beta-carotene 15,15'-dioxygenase activity; all-trans-retinyl-ester hydrolase, 11-cis retinol forming activity; retinol isomerase activity. Gene Ontology annotation, biological process: zeaxanthin biosynthetic process; retinal metabolic process.
CUUGAGUGCUAUAUUCUGCGCUGAGUUUGGGAAAGUUCAAGUCCUUUUCCUGGGGAGAAAAUGUCCAGCCAAGUUGAGCACCCCGCUGGUGGAUACAAGAAACUCUUCGAGACUGUGGAGGAAUUGGCAACACCAAUAACUACUCAUGUCACAGGCAGAAUUCCCGUCUGGCUCCGAGGCAGUCUACUCAGAUGUGGGCCUGGUUUAUUUGAAGUCGGAUCAGAACAAUUUUAUCAUUUGUUUGAUGGCCAAGCCCUUCUUCACAAGUUUGAAAUUAAAGAGGGGCACGUUACUUAUUACAGGAGAUUUAUCCGGACCGACGCCUAUGUAAGAGCAAUGACUGAGAAAAGAGUAGUCAUAACAGAAUUUGGAACAUACGCUUAUCCAGAUCCAUGCAAGAAUAUAUUUUCCAGAUUUUUCACCUAUUUCCAAGGUGUGGAAGUCACUGACAAUGCCCUGGUUAAUGUGUACCCAGUGGGUGAAGAUUUUUAUGCCUGCACUGAGACAAAUUUCAUAACAAAAAUCAAUCCGGAUAAUUUGGAAACUCUUAAAAAGGUGGACAUCAGCAAAAUUGUUUCAGUUAAUGGGGUAACAGCCCAUCCCCACAUUGAAAAUGAUGGAACAGUUUAUAAUAUUGGCAACUGCUUUGGAAAGAAUUUUUCUCUUGCCUACAAUAUUGUACGAAUACCUCCCCUGCAAGCAGACAAGAAAGAUCCAAUGACUAAAUGUGAGGUGGUGGUCCAGUUUCCUUGCAGUGACAGAUUUAAGCCAUCUUAUGUGCACAGUUUUGGGCUGACUCCAAACUACAUCGUAUUUGUGGAAACUCCAGUAAAAAUUAACUUGCUCAAGUUUCUUUCUUCCUGGAGUCUUUGGGGAGCCAACUACAUGGACUGUUUCGAAUCAAAUGAAAGCAUGGGGGUCUGGAUGCAUGUAGCUGACAAGAAAAAGGGGAAGUACCUCAACAUCAAAUACAGGACUUCCCCCUUCAACCUCUUCCAUCAUAUUAAUACUUAUGAAGAGAAUGGGUUUCUGAUUGUGGAUCUGUGCACUUGGAAAGGGUACGAGUUUGUUUAUAAUUACUUAUAUUUAGCCAAUUUACGAGAUAACUGGGAAGAAUGGAGACAUGAAAUGGAGUUAAUGGUACAAGUUGUUAACAAAAAAGUCUUACAAUUCACUAAUCUCCUGUUUUGUUUUAUAGCUUUUGAGUUCCCACAAAUAAACUAUACAAAGUAUUCUGGGAAACCGUACACAUUUGCGUAUGGCCUGGGAUUGAAUCACUUUGUUCCAGACAGGCUUUGUAAGAUGAAUAUUAAAACUAGAGAAACCUGGGUAUGGCAAGAACCGGAUGCAUACCCCUCUGAACCAAUCUUUGUUUCUCAACCAGAUGCUCUAGAAGAGGAUGAUGGUGUUGUCCUGAGCAUUGUCAUUAGCCCUGGCAAUGGACCAAAGCCUGCAUAUCUUUUGAUCUUGAGUGCAAAGGAUAUGAGUGAAGUUGCUCGCGCAGAAGUGGACAUAAACAUCCCAGUUACUUUCCAUGGUCUUUUCAAAAAAGCAUGA